GAAGCAGCAGUGGGACUACUAGCGGAAGGAGAAGUGGACCUCGGAGUAAGAAAACUCGGAGUUAGAACCUACAAAGCAGGUAGCUCCCCGGACUAAAGCUGCCCGUCUCCUAAAGUCAGGUUCUCAGGUUCCACGUGACAGGCUCACCCAGAGCCUCCCGCAAACUCCUCCUUUUCCCAGCCCACCCUCAGGGCCCUGACCCGGAGCGGGAGCUUCCCAAGCCCAGACGCGCGAGCUUCCAGGGCAGCCUCCCGAGCGCCAGGCCCGGGCUAUGGAGCCGAGAGGUGCCUUCCCGCGGGCAUGCUGCCUGGUGAGCAGCUUGUAUGUCUGCUUUGUCUUUGUCCUCCCGGUCGGGGACUCUGCCCCUGCGUCCCGAGUGCAGGACCCUGCGGUGGGACAGUUCUGGCAUGUGACUGACUUACAUCUAGAUCCUACAUACCACAUCACUGAGGACCAUACAAAAGUAUGCUCAUCAUCCCAAGGAGCAAAUGCUUCCAACCCUGGUCCAUUUGGAGAUUUUCUCUGUGAUUCUCCAUACCAGCUCAUUCUAUCAGCAUUUAAUUUCAUUAAGAAUUCUGGACAACAAGCAUCUUUCAUGAUAUGGACUGGGGAUAGCCCUCCUCAUGUUCCAGUAAAGGAACUCUCUACGGAUAUAGUCAUAAAUGUCAUUGGCAACAUGACAACCACCAUCCAAAGCCUCUUUCCCAAUUUCCAGGUUUUCCCUGCUUUGGGCAAUCAUGACUACUGGCCUCAGGAUCAACUGCCUGUAUCCACCAGCAAAGUAUAUGAAGCUGCAGCAAACUUCUGGAAACCAUGGUUAACGGAGGAAGCCAUCAAUACUUUGAGGAGAGGUGGCUUUUACUCACAGACUGUUCCAUCCCAUUUGAGCAGUCAAUCCCUCAGAAUCAUCAGCCUAAACACAAACUUGUACUAUAGCCCCAAUGCUGUCACUUUGAACAAGACUGAUCCAGCAAAUCAAUUUGAGUGGCUGGAGAACACGCUAAACAGCUCUCGGCAAAAUAAAGAAAAGGUGUAUGUGAUAGGACAUGUACCAGUGGGCUAUCUACCAUAUUCAAGAAAUACAACUGCUAUAAGAGAAUAUUACAAUGAGAAACUGAUUGGUAUUUUCCAUAAAUACAGUGAUAUUAUUGUAGGACAAUUUUACGGACACACUCACAGGGAUAGUAUUAUGGUCCUUGCAGAUAGAAAAGGAAAUCCAGUCAGUUCCUUGUUUGUGGCUCCUGCUGUGACACCAGUGAAGAGUGUUCUUGAAAAGCAAACCAACAACCCUGGCGUCAGAUUGUUUCAGUAUGAUCUUGAUGAUUACCGAUUGCUGGAUACUUGGCAGUAUUAUUUAAACCUUACAGAGGCUAACAUGAAAGAAGAACCCAGCUGGAAGUUGGAAUACAUCCUGACAAAGGCUUAUGGCAUUGAAGAUUUGCAGCCAAAAAAUUUAUAUGACUUAGCUAAGCAAUUUGCCACCUUAGAUAGUAAACAGUUCUUAACAUACUACAAGUAUUUCUUUGUGAGUUAUGAUAGCAGUGUAAUUUGCGAUAAAGAAUGCAAGAUUGAACAGAUUUGUGCAAUUAUGAAUCUUGACGAGGCAUCCUAUACAGACUGCUUCAAACAAUAUGGCCUCUAGCACAGGCAAUAGUUAUUUCUUCAUUAUUUUUUUUUAAAGUGUUCUUUUUCUUAUUGAUUAAUUUGUGGGAAUUUAUGUAAAUUCUUCUGUGAAUUACUGUGGCAUUAAAUGGAGGUCUUUCCCUCUUUAAUCGUGUCCAAUUUUAUAUAUUUGCUUAACAUUUUGAUUUUUCAAUAUUGUUGGAACAAUAUUUAUAUAGGCUAUUAUUCAGUGACUUUUGGAUGUGAAUUUUCAUUUCCUUAGUUGUAUAAUUAUUUUCAAAGUAGCGGAACUUGUCAUUUACACAGCAAAGCAAAUGACCACUUGAGCAAAAGCCACAUGACCAAUUUUAUUGUCUUUCAAUUCAAUCGGAAACAGUUUUAUAUGGGGAAAAAAAAAACUACAUAAUGUAGGUUUUGCUUUUGAUAAAGUUUGUAUAAGCCAGAUUCUAAACUAACUAGGUGAAAAAUGGAAAAGUGAAAUUUAUUUUCAUCUUUACAGUUAGGUAAAACCACUGAAUUUAUUUAUGCCAGUUUCUGCUUUUGCAACUUUUUGUAUAAUAAUUGAAUAUAUAAUCCAAUUCACCUUAUCCUCUCUGGGAAAUAGAGCCCUACAUAGCAUUUUUGUGAUUGGGGUUUGAAGGAAAAGAAUGCAAUCCAUACUUUUCCCACUCCCAUUGUACCUCUAGUACACUAACUCUAUACAUGUUAGAUUUUGGAUAAAGAAAGGCUCUCAAAGUGAUUGUGUUAGGAACAUAAAUGAGAAGAGAGAAAAAAAAAGGUGUUCUUAUUGUAGGUAGGGAUAUAUUUACCAUUUUUUGUCUUUAUUCUCUUAACUAGACCACAAGUUAUUGCCUCAUGUAAUAUUUUUUUCCCAAGGGAAUGAGAAUUGGAAAAACUGGUAUAAUUUAUUUGCAGUGCUAUGAAGGCUAUGUCAGUGUCUUUAUUACAAACCAAAGAGAAGAAUUAUGUUCAAGCAUUUUUAAAAUCUUGACUUCAUGGAUUAAUAAGUUCAAUAAAUAAAGAUGUUCUUAAGAGUAAAAUAAAGUUAUCAUGAUUUCUAUAGGACUGAGAAAAGAAAGAAAAGAAAAUAUCCUAAACUGGAUAGAGUGAAUAUAGAAAAUAUUGCACUUGGUACUCAUUAGGUAACAUGGUUUUUUGCUGUGUUUUUUAAAAGGUGAAAUUUAUUGUGCUUUGAAAUGAAAAUGCUGAAAAAAUAUUUUGUUUUAAUAAUUUGUAUAUAUGCUAUGGGUAAAUCACUUUAUACAUGCCUCCAACUGUAAAAAAUGGCAGGCAGGUACUGUGCAAUAUUGUUUUUAUUACUGGAUGAUAGUAUUCUGAUAUUAUGAAUGUACCAACCACUUUAUAAAUUAUUUUUAUUUCUACUGAGAAAAUUGGAACAUGCAAUUUAAAUAAACUGUGGAAAAUCUAGGACCAUUUUGAUCAGUACUUACAUAAUUUCUGCAUUCUUCAGAAGCAGUAGGCAAUUUUUAUGCCUGUUUAUAAUAUCCAUUUCAGGUUGUGUCCAAAUAUACAAUAAAUUAUAAUAUGUCUACA
This is a messenger RNA of Sarcophilus harrisii (Tasmanian devil), 3177 nucleotides long. It is a transcript of the gene SMPDL3A, whose product is annotated as sphingomyelin phosphodiesterase acid like 3A. Bases 272 to 1642 code for a protein of 456 amino acids. The record is from RefSeq and is a predicted model, not a curated record. NCBI's taxonomy places the organism in Eukaryota, Metazoa, Chordata, Mammalia, Dasyuromorphia, Dasyuridae. The transcript has 8 exons. Gene Ontology annotation, molecular function: sphingomyelin phosphodiesterase activity. Gene Ontology annotation, biological process: sphingomyelin catabolic process.